AUGCAUCUUACUGACCUACCAAAUGAGACGCUUUUCUUGAUCGCAUCGUAUCUGCGGUGUCAACAAGAUGUCUAUGCACUUGUACGGACAAAUCGUCAUCUCACUCACACGCUAUACGAUUACCUGUAUAAGUACAACAGUCGCUACUACCACGGGUCUGCACUAGCAUUCGUCACCAGGCAGGGAAACAUAGGUCGUGUCGAAAAGCUUUUAAUCGGGCUCAGAGCCGCCCGAAAGAAGUCUCGAUUCCCACCGGCACCUGGCUGGAGAGGCGAAGCUCUUCCCGAGGAGCGAUGGGAAGACGAGGCUGAGUGGGACUCAGACGAAGAUUUGUAUCCAUUCAGCCGAGACAUUUCGGCUCAUCCACUGAGGGCUGCUGGAUACAGUGCAGCAGACAUUGUCCAGAUCCAAAAGGCCUUACUUGCUGCUAUUGAAAUAAAUCACCAGGAAAUCAUAACGCUUCUAUUUGACUUUGGUGCUCAGGUGAACUUCUAUCGUGGGAGCUUACGUGAUGACAAGCCCAUGAGGUGCCGACUUCCAGACCCUCGCACGAAAGACCCUCCACCACUGUUUUUGGCAGUCAGGUUUGGGAAUGUGGAUCUAGUCAAAUACCUGCUGGAGAAAGGUGCUGAUCCAGACCGCUAUCGCCCCUCCCCGCUGUACCGGGCAGUUGAUGAUAGACAAUAUGAUAUUAUCGCAUUGCUACUCCGUCACGGGGCUCCCCUAUCUUAUGCCGCUGUUUUAAGGAUAGCAACACAGCGCCGAGACAGAGUCAUGCUUCAGUUUUUAUUCGAAAAUGGGGUAGAGGCCGCAGUGUAUGGACACCGGGCGUUACGUGUGGCCAUCCAGAGUGACGAUCAAGAGAUGCUCGAGUUCCUACGUUUGAAAGGCGCGGAUACGGAGAAGCGUUUUGAGGGGUUUGGAGAAUCUGAAGAUGAAUGGGAUCAAGAGGAUGGCGAUGGUAUGGAUGGGAACACUACCCUUGAGGGAUACGUUAGGUGUUUCUUGGAAGAAUCCGAAGAGAGUGAAGAUGAAUCUGCUUCUGUCACGUAA
Molecule: messenger RNA, 1053 nt
Organism: Aspergillus pseudonomiae
Lineage: Eukaryota; Fungi; Ascomycota; Eurotiomycetes; Eurotiales; Aspergillaceae
Product: ankyrin repeat domain-containing protein
Exons: 1
Coding region: 1-1053 (350 amino acids)
Molecular function (GO): protein binding
Source: RefSeq, a predicted model, not a curated record